This is a messenger RNA of Cetraspora pellucida, 237 nucleotides long. Lineage: Eukaryota; Fungi; Glomeromycota; Glomeromycetes; Diversisporales; Gigasporaceae. The record is from the annotation of a GenBank genome assembly.
AUGUCAUCACUACUUAAUAUCAAUGAGAUUUUUAAUAUUGAUAAAGAAGAGGAGAUUGAAAUGAAUAAUAAUGAUAUUAAUAUUAAUGAUGAACUUGAUAAUAUGCUUGAUAGAAUUCUAGAUGCUAUGGAUAAUACUGAACAACAUGACAGACAAGUGCAUAAAGGUGAAAAAAAAAAUAUCAAUAAACUGAGCAAUAGUAUUGCCAUCACUAUGGUAUAUACCAGAGUGUUGUAG